Messenger RNA from Marmota flaviventris (yellow-bellied marmot), 1473 nucleotides. It is a transcript of the gene Onecut3, whose product is annotated as one cut homeobox 3. The record is from RefSeq and is a predicted model, not a curated record. Gene Ontology annotation, molecular function: RNA polymerase II cis-regulatory region sequence-specific DNA binding; DNA-binding transcription factor activity, RNA polymerase II-specific. Gene Ontology annotation, biological process: regulation of transcription by RNA polymerase II. NCBI's taxonomy places the organism in Eukaryota, Metazoa, Chordata, Mammalia, Rodentia, Sciuridae. Gene Ontology annotation, cellular component: nucleus.
AUGGAGCUGAGCCUGGAGAGCCUGGGGGGGCUGCACGGUGUGGCCCACGCGCAGGCGGGAGAGCUGCUGAGCCCGGGCCACGCGCGCUCUGCGGCCGCACAGCACCGCAGCCUGGUUGCGCCCGGGCGCCCGGGCCUGGUGGCGGGCAUGGCCAGCCUGCUGGACGGCGGCGGCGGCGGCGGGGGCGCCGGGGGCGCGGGCGGCGCGGGCAGCGCAGGCGGCGGCGCUGACUUCCGCGGGGAGCUGGCGGGUCCUUUGCACCCCGCCAUGGGCAUGGCCUGCGAGGCGCCGGGUCUGGGUGGCACCUACACGACGCUCACGCCCCUGCAGCACCUGCCGCCGCUCGCAGCCGUGGCCGACAAGUUCCACCAGCACGCUGCUGCCGCGGCCGUGGCCGGAGCGCACGCCGGCCACCCUCACGCACACCCGCACCCCGCGGCCGCGCCGCCCCCGCCGCCCCCGCCGCAACGCCUGGCUGCUAGUGUGAGCGGCAGCUUCACCCUCAUGCGCGACGAGCGUGCUGCACUCGCCUCGGUGGGCCAUCUCUACGGGCCCUAUGGCAAGGAGCUGCCCGCCAUGGGGUCGCCGCUGUCGCCGCUGCCCAACGCGCUGCCGCCGGCGCUGCACAGCGCCCCUCAGCCGCCGCCACCGCCGCCGCCGCUGGCUGCCUACGGGGCGCCGGGCCACCUGGCCGGAGACAAGCUGCUGCCGCCUGCUGCCUUCGAGCCGCACGCUGCGCUGCUGGGGCGAGCCGAGGACGCGCUAGCCCGAGGGCUGCCGGGAGGUGGAGGCAGUGCAGGUGGUGGUGGAGCGGGCGGCGGGGGCGCCGCGGGGUUGCUGGCGCCGCUCGGAGGGCUGGCGGCGGCUGGGGCGCACGGGCCGCACUCUGGUGGCGGCGGCCCAGGCGGAGGCAGCGGAGGCCCUGGCGCGGGCACCGCGGCCGAGGAGAUCAACACCAAGGAGGUGGCGCAGCGCAUCACCGCGGAGCUGAAACGCUACAGCAUUCCGCAGGCCAUCUUCGCGCAGCGCAUACUGUGCCGCUCUCAGGGCACGCUCUCCGACCUGCUGCGCAACCCCAAGCCGUGGAGCAAGCUCAAGUCUGGCCGCGAGACCUUCCGCAGGAUGUGGAAGUGGCUACAGGAGCCGGAGUUCCAGCGCAUGUCGGCGCUGCGCCUCGCAGCCUGCAAGCGCAAGGAGCAGGAGCAGCAGAAGGAGCGCGCGCUGCAGCCCAAGAAGCAGCGCCUGGUGUUCACCGACCUGCAGCGGCGCACGCUGAUCGCCAUCUUCAAGGAGAACAAGCGGCCGUCGAAGGAGAUGCAGGUCACCAUCUCGCAGCAGCUCGGCCUGGAGCUCAACACCGUCAGCAACUUCUUCAUGAACGCGCGGCGCCGCUGCAUGAACCGCUGGGCGGAGGAGCCGGGCGCCGCCCCCGGGGGCCCUGCGGGGGCCGCCGCCACCUUCUCCAAGGCCUGA